CCACAAUACACCUCCAGUGUUCUUUCAAAGAACUCAUUCAAAAUGUUGUGGAAUCCUUUAAACAUUGGUUUUCAACGACUAACAAGUGCCUGCAGAUUGAAGUUUUUGAGGCGCGCUCAUCAAAAGUGGGCUUGCAGAUGGCUGCCCUUAAGUUGUCAGCUUUAAGUGUGUUAGGCCCUAGAAAUUGUAGUCGCAUUACAGCUGCUUUGACUCCACAUGUAAAGAGACAUAUAUGUACUACUAUCCCAAUGCAUAUGGAGUUGAAUGAAAUGAAACACAUACUAAAGGAAAACAAUAUCCCGGAAGCUGAUAAAAGACAAAUAGAGAAAGAAGUUGAAGAAAUGACGAAGGAUUGGAUUAGCACGGGUUAUCACCAAACUGACAAGAACGAAGAUAUUUCCCUAUCACAGCUUGUACCUUUUGCUCUUCUUACACUCUGGAUUUUCCCGCUGUUUUUGUAUUUGUAUUACUCUCCUAAUCGUAGUUUUUCUGACUGGACUUGGAGAGAAGCAUAUUUGGAGAUAGAAAGACGAAGAAGAGAUGGCCUGCCUCUUGUAGAUAAAGAUCUAAUCCCUGCUUCCCGUGUUCAGCUGCCUCCGGUUGAUCAACUCGACCCUGAUUUUAAGAUUAUUAUAUAAAUAUUUAUAGUUUAGGAAUUUAUACUUCCUAUAUAGUUCAGCCAGUUGAUUUUAGUUUUUAUUUAUUGACAGUGUAAAUAACUAAAUAAAAUAGGAAAAAAUACCAUUGUAUUUUUUUUUGAGGUGAAUUAGUGGAAGUUCUUGCUUUUUUUCUAUUCAACCAUAACAUCUAUUCCCAACUUGUUUUGAACGUGAUCUGAAGGGAUGUGUAAAAUUGAAGAUCUCUUAGAGUUCGUGUUUAAUGCGACGUAUACUGUCUGUAUCAUCUGGUAAUGUAAUAUGUCAUAAUGUGUUUUCACUUGGAGUACUAUGGCCCCACCGUUUAAAUGAAUGACUGACUUCUACCAUACUGAGAAUGUUAUUGAAUUAUCUUUGUGGGUUAUUCGAUUUCCUAUCCGGACAAAUAUGUUUUUAAGUAUUUCGACCAGUGUCCUGCCAUAAUACUGCGACACUAAGGUCUUAUUAGAAUGUAAUUGGAAUCACCUUCACUAGGUAAUUCAUGAGAUUAUAUUUAACUAUGAAGCAAGUAUUAUUAUCAAAAUGACCGAAUAUUUAGAUAUUUUUAAUGUUCGUUGGCUUUUCUCACUACAGACAGUCAAAAAAUCGCACUUAGGAAUUUUGUUG
Schistosoma rodhaini is the source of this 1262-nucleotide messenger RNA. The record is from the annotation of a GenBank genome assembly. Lineage: Eukaryota; Metazoa; Platyhelminthes; Trematoda; Strigeidida; Schistosomatidae.